UUUGGAUUAAUGCAUGCCACGUGCACAAUUUCUGAGUGCUCGAGUAUCAAGCGUCGUAAUCUGCCAGAGUAUCAAAUAACCUCCCCUCGUAUAUAUAUCCGUUAAUUUCAAAAACACAACUGGACCUCCUCCCUCCGAAUUCAAAAAACGCAAGAAGAUGAUCUUUACAAGGAGACUGAAAACACAUAUCACCCAACUCCCAGAACUAUCAAACCAUCUCAUCAUCCCUCCAUCAUCAUCAUCAUCAUCAUCAUCAUCCAUCCCUCCAUCUGCCCUCCUUCCCCCAUCCUCUGAAAUCGACCGGAUCGCCAAACUCAUCAACGACCAUCCAUUCCCGGCCUCCCCUCUCCACCCAUUGCUCCACCAUCAUCUUAUCCACCUCAAUCUUCUCUCCACCCCUCUCGUCGAAUCCGUCCUGGGCCGCCUCUUCUCCGGACACGCCAAUGGCCUCAAGGCUUUAGAACUCUUCAAAUUCUCCCUCCAAUACCCGACCCACCUUUCUCCAUCCCCCGACUCCUUUGAGAAGACCCUUCACAUCAUCACCCGCAUGCAUGAAUUUGACAAAGCUUGGGAACUGAUGCGAGAAAUCCACCUCAAACACCCGUGGUUGAUAACCAACAAAGCUCUCAGCAUUGUUCUAUCGAAAUAUGCGAAAUUCCAAUCAUUUGAGGACACCCUUGAAGUGUUCGAUGAAAUGGAGAAGCUACUUGUUGGGAGACGAUUUGGGGUUGACGAAUUUAAUAUCUUGCUUCGAGCAUUCUGCACCCAGAGGCAGAUGAAGGAGGCCCGAGCAGUUUUCCGCAAAUUGCAUUCCCGAUUCAGUCCAAACACACAGACUUUGAAUAUAUUGUUAUUGGGUUUUAAAGAAUCAGGAGAUAUUACAUCAGUAGAGUUGUUUUAUCAUGAAAUGAUGAGAAGAGGAUUUAAGCCGAAUGUAAUUACUUAUAAUAUAAGAAUCGAUGCAUAUUGCAAGAAGGGUUGCUUGUCUGAUGCUUUAAGAAUUAUGGAAGAGAUGGAAGGUGCGAGUUUCUCUCCGACGUUAGAAACAAUCACUACUUUGAUCCAUGGUGCAGGUAUUGCCCGUAACCCAAUUCGCGCCCGCCGAUUGUUCGAUGAAAUUCCAAUGAGGAACUUGCGGGCUGAUGUCGGGGCUUAUAAUGCUUUGAUGGGUUCACUCUUUAGAGCAAGAGAUUUGAAGGGGGGAUUGGAUUUGAUGGAUGAGAUGGAAGAGAAGGGUAUUGGGCAUGACAACGUGACGUACCAUACAAUGUUUUUGGGAUUGAAGAAUUCGGAUGGAGUUGGGGAUGUUUGUGAGCUUUAUAGAAGGAUGGUCAAGAAGGAUUUCGUGCCAAAGAUGCGGACGGUUGUGAUGUUGAUGAAAUUUUUCUGUGAGAACCAAUUGCUGGAUUUGGGUUUGGAUCUAUGGGACUACAUGGUAGGGAAGGGAUGUUGCCCACAUGGGCAUGCGCUGGAUCUGUUGGUAACGGCAUUGUGCUGUAGAGGAAAGGUGGAGGAGGCAUAUCGGUGUAUGAAACAGGUGGUGGCUAGAGGGAGGCAUCCAAGUGAAGAAGGUUUUCGUGUGUUGGAAGGGUUUUUAGUGCGAUCCGGGGAGAGGGAGAAGUUGGAGGAGCUUGAUCAGAUGAUGAAGAGAUUACAAGCUGUUUUGCCCCCGUCGAGGGGGCAUGCCGUCAGCCUUUCUGUGGCCAUUAGUAUGAUUUGAGAAGAAAAUCAAUGACUUUAAAGCAAGGUACUUCAGCAGAUCGGAUCUUGCAAAAUGUUCUUUGUACAUUUUGUUAUACAUGUAUUACAUGAUAUUUUUCGAAUGUUUUGGAUACAUGGACAUGCUAAUGCACAUCUUGAGAUGAAUAAAUGUGGAAUUCUCUAAUAGGGAAA
Magnolia sinica is the source of this 1893-nucleotide messenger RNA. Its product is annotated as pentatricopeptide repeat-containing protein At3g61360. The transcript has a single exon. Gene Ontology annotation, molecular function: protein binding. NCBI's taxonomy places the organism in Eukaryota, Viridiplantae, Streptophyta, Magnoliopsida, Magnoliales, Magnoliaceae. The record is from RefSeq and is a predicted model, not a curated record. The coding region runs from base 158 to 1720 and encodes 520 amino acids.